Messenger RNA from Chanos chanos (milkfish), 1131 nucleotides. It is a transcript of the gene gosr2, whose product is annotated as golgi SNAP receptor complex member 2. Gene Ontology annotation, biological process: intra-Golgi vesicle-mediated transport; vesicle fusion. Gene Ontology annotation, molecular function: SNARE binding; SNAP receptor activity. Gene Ontology annotation, cellular component: endoplasmic reticulum membrane; Golgi apparatus; ER to Golgi transport vesicle membrane. The record is from RefSeq and is a predicted model, not a curated record. Bases 123 to 761 code for a protein of 212 amino acids. NCBI's taxonomy places the organism in Eukaryota, Metazoa, Chordata, Actinopteri, Gonorynchiformes, Chanidae. The transcript has 6 exons.
CGUGUGCCUUCAUAGUACGAGGAUUAUGUGAGACGAACUCGAAAAACGAAAGUAUUUAAGCAAACAGCAAUAGUUUAUAGAGGUUUACAGUCACUUCAGAGGCUUCUUAAACAGCAUAGAAGAUGGAGACGCUUUACCAUCAGACAAAUAAACAAAUUCAUGAUGUCCAGUCACAGAUGGGAAAACUCGAGACAACAGAUCGGCAGUCAGUCCAUUUGUUAGAAAAUGAGCUUCAAGCCAGAAUUGACCAAAUCUUCACGCAGCUGGAACGGCUGGAGAUCCUGGCCAGCAAAGAGCCACCCAAUCGCAGACAAAACGCCAAACUGCGUGUAGACCAGUUGAAGUAUGACGUGCAGCAUCUCCAGACGGCCCUGAGGAACUUCCAGCACAGGCGUUACGCUCGCGAGUCUCAGGAAAGAGAGAGAGAGGAACUGAUGAGUCGAACCUUCACCACCAAUGACGCUGACACCUCUAUCCCCAUUGACGAGACAUUGCAGUUUAACUCAAGUCUACACAAUGCUCACAGAGGCAUGGACGACCUCAUAGGCUCUGGAUCCAGUAUCCUCAAUGGGCUACGAGACCAGAGAGGCACUCUCAAGGGCACCCAUAAGAAAAUGCUGGACGUCGCUAACAUGUUGGGGCUGUCAAACACAGUUAUGCGUCUGAUCGAGAAGCGGGCGUCCCAGGAUAAACUGAUCAUGAUAACGGGAAUGGUUGUCACCUGUGUAGUCAUGUUUCUGGUCGUUAAAUACCUGAGCUGAACCCUUUACCGUCUGUUUCAUCUGACAAACAAACACAAAAAACUGUAUAUUUUACUCUAUACCAGGCUUACCACUGGGACUGCUAAUUGGCUAUUUAUCUCUUUCUCUCCUUCAUGCAAACUAGUUGCACUCUGUAGUCCUGGGAAAAAGGAAGAGUAUAUGUAUAGCUACAUACAGGUUUCAGCAUUCAUUAAUGUGCCCUGUAUAUUGUCUGUUAAAUGCAGCCCGAACCAUCACGGGAGCCAGAGGAGAGGCCGAGGACUUAUUGUCAGGCCUAUUAAGGCUGUAAAUUACUGCCUUCAUUACAGGGAUCAGUUAAAUUAUUUGAUUGCCCCUGACGAAAUAAUAAUGAGAAUAAUAAAAACCCUUA